CAGCAGCACAAACGAAACUUUUGGCAGUACAAACGAAGCACAAGCGGACGGUACCAUUUUGGCUCCAUUUGGAGGAAAAGGGGGGCUGGCUGACGUCCUCGCUACAACAUCAACCAAAUCGUAGCCAGGGAAUUAAACGAUGGACCGAAAAAAAGCGGGACAAGGAUGAUGCUGCCGAGUGCGCAAAGCUCACCAAUAUGGUUUUCUAAAGACCAACCGCAGAGGAAAAUGGCAAAGAGCCAUUCAGGUUUAGGGCACAACACGGGCUAAUUCGUGUGCUAAUAUCAGUCUCAGUGUCUUUUUAGGCUCAAAUCUUUCCCCCCGUGGUCAGCGCUGCAAUAGUGGAGUCACGUGAUACAGCGCUAGUCUGCCAUUGGCCCGGUUGGAUUUGAACCUGAAACAUGGCGCCCAGCACGCCGCCGGACCGGACACGACUUGGUUCCAAACCGCCAGUGUCUUUUAGGAAUGAAGCCAUCCAUCCAUCCAUCCUUCCUGCUUGCCUGCAUUUAGCUCCAAAACGUGACAACCUGCUCAUUUGACGUUGCCAAGAAAAGAUGGGAUCCGGAAAUGUCUGGACAAAAGUGAGAUCGCGUGCACACGUACAAAGGGCCUCCGCGGGAACGCGCUCUUCCAAGGGCGCUGAGGAGCGAGCGGAGGGAGACGGUCUGAUAGUCACAGAGAUAAUUUUGUAGCUUUGUUUUACGAGUUGAAAGAAACACCCCAACAACAACUUUUCUCUCCCCGAGUGGCCGGCGGAAUGACAGAAGGUGGACUGGAUUUCAGUCUUUGAAAUGAUUCAGCAUCUUGAAACUGGUUGAUUAUCGUGAGAAGAAAUAUGCCUUAUUGAUUUUUUUGGGGUGCAUAUAUGAUUUCAGUUUAUCUCUGUCAUAUUUGAUUCUUGUCAGCCAUGCAGGUGGCACCAUUUGAAAACAAACUUGCAACUGGCCAUCAAAUCUUUUUUUCUUUUGUAACUACCUGAAAAGAAGGCAGCUCGAAUUUUUUGGUGUUUAAAAAAAAAAGAAAGAGGCGUGACUCGACGUCUUCCUUUCCAUAUCUUUUGGCAAUAGAUGAAAAAAAUGGAUGUGGACUCUUUCGACGUGGGCCGCACUUGAGUACUGGCCAAUUGGAAGGCAGCACGUGGACUGACUUUACAGUCCCUGAAAUGAUUCAGCGUCUCCAAACUGUUUGACGAUUAUUUAUCUCAUGAAAGAAAAUUCGUCCUUCAGUGACGUUACACCCCGGCACGCACGAGAGCACCGAAAUGGCUGGCUUCGACGUGGGUGGGUUGGUGGGUUACACUCGCCUGCAUCCAGGCAUCAAUCGUCAACGAGCAAAUACCGAAGCUUUUUUUGCCAACGUCACAAGAAAAGUAUCAAUUUGAGAACAAAGUUCCCCUUAACGGGAGGUAAGUUUCGUCUUCUUUUCUCCGCCCGUUCCCGGCAAAGUGACGCACGCUCAGGCCGUCUUGGCUCCAUUUAAGGUCAUUUCCUUGCCGUCAAUUGGAAUUUGACCAAUUGCGCAUGCGUGGCCGAGAGAGUUAGGUUUGGCUCCUCCGGUGGCUUUGCCCAGGCCGUCUUGGUUUGUGCGUGCGUGUCAUUUUGGAGCCAACUACUGUCAAGCACCCUGCCAGGCUUCUUCUGCUGCCAUCAACACUCUGACCCGACUGCAAAGAAAGAUGGAGCUUCAGACCAUGCAGGACCGUUCCGGCACCACUGACGACGGCGUGUCCGAAGGAGCAUCGGAGUCUGUGGUCGUCGGCCGCUCAGAGACUUCGUUGGCUUUGCAGUUUCUACGUCCCUCUGAUCGGAGACAAGACACCACGCCAUGGUGGCGUUUGUUUGUUCAGAUACGCUGGGGCUCCAUUCUGGCGGUGGUCCCGACGCUCCUCUUGGUCGUGCUUGUCAUCCAAAACAUCGUCUUCUACCACUUGAACAGGCCUCAGGACAUCGUCAAAGAGUUGGGCGCGCUGGUGGCGACUUUGCCCAACAGCAUCCCGGACCACAAGUGCACCGACUUAGCCUGCCACUGGGCGGCGCUGCAGACCGCAUUGGCAGAGCUGAAAGCGAGUCACACGGCGAUUUCCAGCGACCUGGAGAAGAGUCAGACGACAUUGGCGGACCUGAAGGCAGGUCAGGCGGCAUUGGCAGAGCUGAAGGCAGGUCAGGAGGCAGGUCAGACGGCAUUGGCAGAGCUGAAGGCGAGUCACACGGCGAUUUCCAGCGACCUGGAGAAGAGUCAGACGGCAUUGGCAGAGCUGAAGGCGAGUCACACUGCGAUUUCCAGCGACCUGGAGAAGAGUCAGACGACAUUGGCGGACCUGAAGGCAGGUCAGGCGGCAUUGGCAGAGCUGAAGGCAGGUCAGGAGGCAGGUCAGACGGCAUUGGCAGAGCUGAAGGCGAGUCACACGGCGAUUUCCAGCGACCUGGAGAAGAGUCAGACGGCAUUGGCAGAGCUGAAGGCGAGUCACACUGCGAUUUCCAGCGACCUGGAGAAGAGUCAGACGACAUUGGCGGACCUGAAGGCAGGUCAGGCGGCAUUGGCAGAGCUGAAGGCAGGUCAGGAGGCAGGUCAGACGGCAUUGGCAGAGCUGAAGGCGAGUCACACGGCGAUUUCCAGCGACCUGGAGAAGAGUCAGACGGCAUUGGCAGAGCUGAAGGCGAGUCACACUGCGAUUUCCAGCGACCUGGAGAAGAGUCAGACGACAUUGGCGGACCUGAAGGCAGGUCAGGCGGCAUUGACAGAGCUGAAGGCAGGUCAGGAGGCAGGUCAGACGGCAUUGGCAGAGCUGAAGGCGAGUCACACGGCGAUUUCCAGCGACCUGGAGAAGAGUCAGACGGCAUUGGCAGAGCUGAAGGCAGGUCAGGAGGCAGGCCAGUCCGCAUUGGCAGAGCUGAAGGCAGGUCAGACGGCAUUGGCAGAGCUGAAGGCGAGUCACACGGCGAUUUCAAGCGACCUGGAGAAGAGUCAGACGGCAUUGACAGAGCUGAAGGCAGGUCAAGAGGCAGGUCAGACGGCAUUGGCAGAGCUGAAGGCGAGUCACACGGCGAUUUCCAGCGACCUGGAGAAGAGUCAGACGGCAUUGGCAGAGCUGAAGGCAGGUCAGACGGCAUUGGCAGAGCUGAAGGCGAGUCACACGGCGAUUUCCAGCGACCUGGAGAAGAGUCAGACGGCAUUGGCAGAGCUGAAGGCAGGUCAGACGGCAUUGGCAAAGAAGGUGGUGGACCAGCCCACACUUAACAGGGAACUCAAAGGUCUCAUUCCCAGAGACUGCAGUGACAUCAUGGCGGCGGGAAAGUCCCAAAGUGGAGUCUAUGUCAUCUUUAGCGGGUCCGUCAGCUUUGAGGCUUACUGCAACAUGCGGCAGGACGGGGGAGGCUGGACCGUGAUCCAGAGGAGAAAGGACGGCUCCGUCGACUUCUUUCGGGGUUGGAACGACUAUCGCAAGGGCUUUGGAGACCUCGCCGGAGAGCACUGGCUCGGCCUGGAAAACAUCCACGCUCUGACGGCCUCGGGCGUUUACCAGUUGCGGAUCGACUUGACCCUAUUCGACCACCGCACUUACUACGCUCUCUACGACGACUUCUCGGUGGGCCGGAACUCGCUGGACCCCGACAAGGACGGCUACCCGCUGCUUGUGAGCGGCUACUCCGGAACCGCAGGCGAUAGGCUCACCGGCCAGUCUAGGAUGAAGUUCAGCACCAAAGACCGCGACCAAGACGCCCAUAGUGUCAAUUGCGCCAUUGAUUGGAAGGGCGCUUGGUGGUACAAAGACUGUCACGACUCCAACCUGAACGGGCUGUACAAGGCAACCGGCACCUGCGACGGUACCAAUGCAGUCUGGUGGGGUCCGAGCUCAGGUUAUACCUGCCUGAGAUUUGUGGAGAUGAAGAUCCGGCCCAGAAAGUGAGCGGUUGGCCGGCGGAGCCUGGGAACGGCAUCCCCGCGGGAUCACGUGGGUGCUGCCCGACGUCACCCAUUUGCGCAGCGCCCGUCAAGAUGUAAGAUGGCGCUGCGCAAAUGUGUGUCGGAUUUGGCCCGGGCAAAUCGGCUCAAGCGCAAUUCCGAAUCUCACCAGGAGCUUGACACGAGAGAGACCUGACAAAGGCUUAGUUAGAAGUUAGUGCCUCAAAAUGAAAGGGCAGUUUGGCGCUGUUGCACUUCCAAAUUUCACCAGCAGACGGUGCCAUAUUUAGACUGACGUGACAUGGUAAAUCCGUCGUUCGAUUAGUCGAAGUUACACACACACGCUCACUUUUGGAUCAUUUUAGCGUGUUUUGCUUUGCUAUCACAAAAUCCCUUCCAUCUGUCAACAUCAGGAGUGCUCAUAGGUUAGCUCCGAUUGAUUAUGUGUUAAGUUAGUGAGUGUUCGAUGAAGUUGUCUUUUGCAAUGACAUGGGUUCAAGUGAGGGUACGUUUGACAUUCUCUUGCUUUGCCAUGAAAUGAGUAACAGCUGAAGCGUUCCAAUGGCAUCUGUUAAAGUAAGGGUACCCACCCAUAACCAUUGUUUAGUUAGGUUGCGUUGAAUAUUGAGUUAGGUUUCAUUUUCUUCCUUUUUUUUCAGUUGAAUAUUUUCAAACAUGGUUUAUUGCUGUUGGUUGGUUGGUUGGUUGGAUGGAUGGAUGGAUGGAUGGAUGGAUGGAUGGAUGGAUGGAUGGAUGAUCAACAUGUAUUCAAUAUGGAUGUUUUAUUCCUACUUGGAUGUAUUCUCACGCGAGUAAGGACUGUUAAAGUAAUCAUCGUUUAGUCAUGUUGUGUGGAAUAUUUCAUUAAAAGUGUUUUAGGAGUUAA
Syngnathus typhle (broad-nosed pipefish) is the source of this 4789-nucleotide messenger RNA. Its product is annotated as angiopoietin-4-like. NCBI's taxonomy places the organism in Eukaryota, Metazoa, Chordata, Actinopteri, Syngnathiformes, Syngnathidae. Bases 1676 to 3907 code for a protein of 743 amino acids. The record is from RefSeq and is a predicted model, not a curated record. The transcript has 10 exons.